Molecule: messenger RNA, 4248 nt
Organism: Cynoglossus semilaevis (tongue sole)
Lineage: Eukaryota; Metazoa; Chordata; Actinopteri; Pleuronectiformes; Cynoglossidae
Gene: lipeb
Product: lipase, hormone-sensitive b
Exons: 15
Coding region: 480-2990 (836 amino acids)
Biological process (GO): cholesterol metabolic process; triglyceride catabolic process
Cellular component (GO): cytosol
Molecular function (GO): sterol ester esterase activity; triacylglycerol lipase activity
Source: RefSeq, a predicted model, not a curated record
CUGUUUUAGGUCAGUUUUCCCAUUAAACUGGCCGACAUUUAUGUUGUCCGACAUUGAUGUUGUCCCAGCCGAUGCUACAAACAUUUCAGCCGGCGUUAGCUGCUCUGUUAGCUCAUAUGAUCAAGUGGUGUUUAAGCCUCCGGGUCUGGGUGCCUUUUAUCCGCUCUACAUGAAUGUAUGGUUAGGGAUACGUGUUGCCAACCUCCUCUGUUGUCAUGACAGUAGCGGCAGACACCACGUAACGUUAAUGUUUGCACUAUUAGUCAAAGCAGGGAUGAUAGCGACAUCUGUCUGUGAGUGGCUCCGAGGCUGUGUGUUACUGAAUGCUUUUAUACGGUGUCGUAACUGGCGACAUAAGUCACUUGAACAUCGAGUUCAAACGCGUACAAAGGCAGGGAGUGGGCAUGGAAACGUGGAAGUGAGUUUGUUUCAGUGAGGAGACAGACAAGGACAAAGCAUUGAACUCUGAAGCUGCUGUCAUGGACACCAAAGCAGUGUUUGCGGCCCUUUACAACAUCUGCGAAGAAAAUGCCACAUUCUUCUCAGGAGGAGCCAAGGGGCCACAGGGGGAUGCGUCUCGGCGAUUGGUGGUAGCGAUGAACUCGAUCCUGGAGCAUGCUCGCAGUCUGGAGCCAGUGGUCUCUGGUUUUGCAGCAGUUUACCACCAUUUUGAUUUUGACCCACACAUACCUGCUAAUGGCUAUCGCUCGCUGGUGAAGGUUUUGCGUUGCUGCCUGCUCCACAUCAUUCACAAGGGGCGCUACAUCGCCGCCAAUCGCCGCAGAAUAUUUUUCAGGGUGGCACACAACGCAGGUGAGAUGGAGGCCUACUGCAAUGCGCUGUGUCAGCUGCGCGCCCUGCUUUACCUGGCCCAGCGCAUGGUAGAGGAAAACAGCGACGGCAAUCUGUUUGUGCGGGAGGAAAGUGACCUCAGCGAGAGAUUUGUUCGUGAAUACUCAACCAUGCACAAGGGCUGUUUCUACGGCCGCUGCCUGGGCUUUCAGUUCACGCCAUCGAUCCGGCCCAGUCUCCAGACCAUCGCUAUCGGCCUUGUGGCCUUUGGAGAAAACUACAAGCGGCAUCAGACAGGAAUAGUGGAGUCAGGAAGCGUUGCGCCGUACGGUGUAGCAGCCAGCUCAUUCUUCACCUCAGGGAAGUACGCCAUUGACCCAGAGUUAAGGGGAGCAGAAUUCGAACGUAUUAUACAGAACCUGGAUGUUCAUUUUUGGAAGACUUUCUGGAACAUUACAGAGACGGAGGUUCUAUCCAGUCUUGCUAGCAUGACUUCCACCACAGUUAAGGUGAACAGGGCUAUUUCGGUGCCCCCCGUACCUUUUGACCUUCCCUUGGCAGCCAAUCAGGCGGUCUCUGUAACGAUAGCUCCACCAUCUGCACACAUUGGCACUGCACCAGUUCAGAUGAGGCUCAUCUCCUACGACCUACGUGAAGGACAGGACAGUGAAUCCCUUCUGUCCCUCUCCCGCUCUGAGGGAGGUGCCAUUUCUCUGUCUUUGGGGUUGAAGGCUAAACGCCUCCCGCCUUCUCCCUGUUUGCUAAUCCACUUCCACGGAGGAGGCUUCGUCGCACAGACCUCCAAGUCACACGAGCCAUAUUUGAAGAGUUGGUCCCAGGAUCUUGGUGUCCCCAUUUUGUCAGUUGACUACUCUCUGGCCCCUGAGGCCCCCUUCCCCAGGGCAUUGGAGGAAUGUUUUUAUGCCUACUGCUGGGCUCUGAGAAACCCUCAUCUAUUAGGAUGGACUGGAGAAAAAGUCUGUCUGGCCGGGGACAGCGCUGGAGGGAAUUUGUGUUUGACGACAUCAAUGCGUGCCGGUGCCUUUGGUGUGCGAAUGCCAGAUGGCGUCGUAGCUGCCUAUCCAGCUACCCUGCUCACUGCCUACGCGUCACCUUCCCGUCUGCUAACGCUUAUGGAUCCCCUGCUGCCGCUCAGUGUGCUCACCAGGUGUCUCGGUGCCUACGCAGGCAAUGAGCCACAGACUGAGAAGCAGGUAGAGAAAGCCGGCGCUCUGGGUCUGGCGAGAAGAGAUACAGCUGGACUACUGCGAGAUUUACGACUGGGAGCCACCGGCUGGUUCCACUCUCUGCUGGAUUCAAACACUUCCUUGGCUUCUUCCACUGGUGCUGAUGGGCUGCCAGCAGAUGCAGUGCGGAAUAGCAUUUCAGAGGCAUCCAUCUCUGCUCCUCAGGCUGAUUCCGCCGCAGCCUCCGGGUCCUUAGAGUUUCCCUCCAAGUCUUGCCAGGACUUGCCAGGCACAUACAACAACACCAGCUACACCUCGUGCAGCGGACCAGAGCUCUCUGAAGACACUCCAAAAGAGGUAAAUUUUUUCCUCGCCAAGGAUCCAGAAGCCUCUUUGUCCACUGAUUUGGCCGCAGUGGCCAUACCUCCACCUGCUGGAGAGGAAGGGUCAGAACAGGGGCCGUAUCCCUCCGGAUUUGAACCGUUGCGUUCCGAACAUCUGCCCAAUAUGCGUGUGGAAAGCUCACCGGUGGUCAAGGAGCCCUUCUGCUCUCCUCUUCUGGCCCCUGAUAGCUUACUAAAAGGGCUGCCUCCCAUUCAUUUAGUGGCUUGUGCAUUGGACCCCAUGCUGGAUGACUCCGUCAUGUUUGCCAAGCGCCUACGGUCCUUGGAGCAGCCAGUCACGCUGUGUGUGGUGGACGACCUCCCCCAUGGUUUCCUAACUCUCUCGCAACUCUCCAAGGAAACGAGGGAGGCUGCCAACGUCUGCGUGGAGCGGAUUCGCGCCGUCUUCACCCAGAAGGAAACUCCUCCGGAGCCAAGGAAGCAUCGAAAGUUGGAACGGACCAAGAUGGGUGUGCGAGACACCAAAGCGGAGGAUGACCCCGUCUUUGCUGGACGCACGGAAGGAGGAGAGCAAGCUGUUGGACAUGGAGUCGGUGUUGCCGAUGGAGAGGACUUGGUCGCCGUUGCAGCCCAAAACAAUGGCGAUGUCGGAGGUAUUGGAGCCUGAACAAGGGGCUUUAUUCAUUUAAACGUUUUUCACUUAAGGAGUGAAUGAAGGAGAAAAAAAAAAAAAAAAAGAAUAAAUCAAAUUAAGACAGGUAGGUGCCGGUGACGGGGGAUGGAAGAUCAUCAUCGUCAAGAAGACGGCGCUGCCUCGCUCUUUAAAAUGGCCGUGUUUUAAAUACCACAGAGAUCAGACUUCAGAUCUUUGACCAGCUCUGGCCCACGGGUGUGUUGACGCACAUUAUCAUCAGAGCGGCUGUCAGACAGUGCCGACUGGCACAUAACACAGAGGCUGGAGGUUCUUGAGACAAACCUUGAGAGGGUGAAUAAUUUAAAGCGAGGCGAUGGUUGAGCCCUAAUGAGAUGUUGAUGGACACUGCCGUGAUUGUGUGCGUGCGCGCGCAUCCGUAUGAAGUCAUCCCCCAUCAAAACAACCACUUGACACUAGAGAGCUGCUUUAAAUCGCACCCAAUAACUACAAGCCCUUCUUCUUCAUUAAAGCUGUUUAGCCUCCGAUGCUGCACACAGGGAUUAGCUUUAACACAACAAGGACAGGCUCAAACUGGAAAGUCCCGGAGCAACACAUCUGCUGCCGUUGACGUUGUAUUCACCUUUUUUUUUUUUCUUUUUUUUUUUUUUAAUCGCAUGUAGCAGUAUUAUAUUUUUAUAAUAAUAUAUUUUAUCCUCUUUAGUGGGAAACCAUGAUUCAUAACUGAUGUAUACGUCGGUUCGUGUUUGUGCUACAUUUCAUCCGAUGCUGUUCAUUCCACUUUUUCAAAUAUUUAACAUACUUUACCUCGGAGUCUUUAGCCACAGCUGUGUAUACACAGAGUACUGUAUAGAUGCUGCUUUAAGCUAUUCUGUGGUUGGAAUAUUUUGAAUGGGAAGAGUGCAUUUUAUUGAUUAGUAAUAAUUGCAGACUGCGUAAGAGAGAUUUUUUUUUCUCAGUACACUAAACACAUGUGCCCAUAGCAGUGUCAUAUGCUUCCAACAGGACUUGUAUUUUCCUUAAGAAGACUUCGAGAAUUAUAGUUCCCUGAUCCUCUCACUGUGAAAACUACACUCAAGACACUGACGAAGAGAGUAGCUGCACAGAAGCUGAGCUUCCAGCUAGCCCAGACCACUUUAAACUUUCUCUGUACACAUUAUUUUCCCUUCUUCUUUUACCAAGUAGAAGCCACCAGAAGUGUGUGUAAUCGUAACAGCCAAAACCUAGUGUUAUCAGCUAAUGAUAACGUCCAGCAGCAGGCAAAAAAAAUGGC